This is a messenger RNA of Aphanomyces astaci, 1018 nucleotides long. RefSeq lists its product as hypothetical. NCBI's taxonomy places the organism in Eukaryota, Oomycota, Saprolegniomycetes, Saprolegniales, Verrucalvaceae. The transcript is spliced from 5 exons. The record is from RefSeq and is a predicted model, not a curated record. The coding region runs from base 61 to 945 and encodes 294 amino acids. Gene Ontology annotation, molecular function: GTP binding; GTPase activity. Gene Ontology annotation, cellular component: endosome.
GUCAGGCGGAGUUUCAUUUCCGCAGCUUGCUUCGUACUCGAGUGACGUACUAGUAUAAUCAUGCAGUUUGUGCAGGAAGAAACCAAGGAAACGAUCUACAAGAUCAUCAUGAUUGGCAGUGCUGGCGUCGGCAAAACCAAUCUCAUUGCCGUGGGGGCGCGAGGCCAGUCGUACAACGACAAGAGCCCGGCCACGUUGAACCCAGAGUUCGCCACGGUGAAAAUCAAACGGCCCGAUUGGAAAGCCGGCGACGCGCAUCAAUACAUCACGGCGCACAUUUGGGACACAGCUGGACAAGAGCGAUACCAGGCGAUUUCAAGUUCGCAUUACCGUCGUGUCAAUGGCGCAAUUUUGGUAUACGACGUAACCAACAAGAACACGUUCAAGGAGGUGUACCCGGGGGUAACCAGCGGGGGGCUGUCGUGGCUUCGGGCGCUCAAGCAAAAUUCCGACCCCGAGCUGUUGGGGGGGGUUCUGUUGGUUGAAAACAAGUCGGAUAAAAUCGACAAGGAGCAGCCGCGGCCUCCUGCCUAUGUCCAAGAGAACGAAGUGACCAAGCUGCUCAUGGACGUGGUGUAUCGCGAUCCCGUGGAAGGCGUGGGGUGGCUUCACGACGGCAAGUCGGACAAGGUCAACCCGUACCGCCUAGCGAACUCCAUGCUGUAUGCUAAAGCGUCGGCACUCACGAAUGAGUGCGAACUGUUUGAAAUGAACGAAGUCAAAGUGGCAACCGUGAACGAAAUGUUUCACAAGCACACCGACGCGAUGGCGUACGAAAAGACGGACGCCGUCACGACGGUCACCAAGGCCAUCGAAGCGCUCGUGCUGCGGAUAUACGAGCGAUCGAAAGACAUGCGCGCGGGUGGCACCAAGGUCAAAGGCAAACCGUUCAAGCUCGUGAAGGCCCCCGUGGUUGCCCCCACCUCUGCAGACCAAUGCUGUUAACUCACACACCGCCCUAUCUGGCAUACAUUGAGGUGAUAACGCUUGGUUAUAUGCAUACACUGUGAACGUACCA